ACCCAACAAAGCCAGCACUUCCACAGCGGGAGGAGCAGAGAGGUCGAAAAGAAAGCACCAAAAGCUGAGCUAUGCCCAAUUCAACCAGUUCCACAUCGUCCACCAAAAGCAUGAGGAGAGCCGCGUCCGAGCUCGAGCGCUCCGACUCCAUCACGCAGGUUUCCAUAGACUGCACUGAAGUUCUCAUGCGCUUUUGGAGAUGCAAAUCGCUUCCAUCCACUGUGCACAAGUCCCCCAAGUUCGUGGGGAGGCGGCAGAGCCUGAUCGAGGACGCGCGGAAGGAACGAGAAGCGGCGGCGGCGGCAGCGGCGGCGGAGGCAGCGGAGGCCAGCGAGCACAUCGUGUUUGAGGAGGAGGACGGCAAAGCCCUGGUCAACCUCUUCUUCACCCUGAGGAGCUCCAAGAGCCCUGCCCUGUCCCGCACUCUCAAAGUGUUCGAGACAUUUGAAGCCAAGAUGCAUCACCUCGAGACCAGACCGAGUCGGAAGCCUAAAGACGGCUUAGAGGAUUUGGAGUACUUUGUACGGUGUGAGGUUCAUCUGUCGGAUGUUAGUACCCUCGUCAGCUCCCUGAAGAGAAUCGCAGAGGAUGUCAGAACCACUAAAGAGGUUAAAUUCCACUGGUUUCCAAAGAAAAUUGUAGAACUGGAUAGAUGCCAUCAUCUGGUCACCAAAUUUGAUCCAGAUUUGGACCAAGACCAUCCAGGCUUCACCGAUCCUGUGUACAUAAAACGACGAAAGCAGAUCGGCGAUAUUGCCUUCAAAUACAAGCAUGGACAGUCGAUCCCUAGAAUGGAGUACACAGAAGAGGAAAUUGGAACGUGGAGAGAGGUCUACAGCACCCUCAGGGAUCUGUACUCCACCCAUGCGUGCAGUGAGUAUUUAGAGGCGUUUAGGCUGCUGGAGAAACACUGUGGCUACAGCCCUAACAACAUCCCCCAACUAGAGGACGUCUCAACAUUUCUGAAAGAACGUACUGGGUUCCAGCUGAGGCCGGUGGCUGGUCUUCUGUCAGCACGAGAUUUUCUGGCCAGUCUGGCAUUCCGUGUGUUUCAGUGUACGCAGUACAUCCGCCAUGCCUCCUCCCCCAUGCACUCCCCAGAACCGGACUGUGUACAUGAGCUCCUCGGCCAUGUCCCUAUGCUAGCUGAUAAAACGUUUGCUCAGUUUUCUCAGAACAUUGGUCUUGCCUCUCUUGGUGCAUCAGAGGAAGACAUUGAAAAAUUGUCAACACUAUAUUGGUUCACAGUGGAAUUUGGGCUGUGUAAGCAGGGAGACACAAUGAAAGCCUAUGGAGCCGGCCUUCUGUCCUCCUAUGGUGAACUAGUGCAUGCCCUUUCAGAUGAGCCCGAGAUCCGUGACUUUGACCCAGAGAUUGUAGCUGUGCAGCCAUACCAAGACCAGACGUACCAGUCUAUCUACUUUGUGUCUGAGAGCUUCUCUGAUGCUAAAGAGAAACUGAGAGGCUAUUCCGCGGGCAUCAAGAGGCCAUUUUCGGUGAGGUUCGACCCAUACACAAACAGCAUAGAAGUACUGGACAACCCGCUAAAGAUCAGAGGAGGUCUGGAAUCAGUGAAAGAUGACCUAAAGGUCCUGACAGACGCUUUGAACGUGCUGGCAUGAGCGUACUGGGCCGUGCUCCCUGCUGUCAGUGUUUACUAUGUGCCAUUUUCAUUAUGUUGUGUUUCAUGUACUUUUUUGCUGCAGCUGAAGUUGUUGCUUUUAAAAAGCUGGGUGGCAACCAUGAGACCUCAUGUUAGAAUUUGUUUCCAAAGA
Molecule: messenger RNA, 1775 nt
Organism: Colossoma macropomum (tambaqui)
Lineage: Eukaryota; Metazoa; Chordata; Actinopteri; Characiformes; Serrasalmidae
Gene: th
Product: tyrosine hydroxylase
Exons: 14
Coding region: 72-1622 (516 amino acids)
Biological process (GO): dopamine biosynthetic process from tyrosine
Cellular component (GO): axon; perikaryon; cytoplasm
Molecular function (GO): tyrosine 3-monooxygenase activity; iron ion binding
Source: RefSeq, a predicted model, not a curated record